Lolium perenne is the source of this 3523-nucleotide messenger RNA. Its product is annotated as putative disease resistance protein At1g50180. Gene Ontology annotation, biological process: defense response to other organism. Gene Ontology annotation, molecular function: ADP binding. The record is from RefSeq and is a predicted model, not a curated record. Lineage: Eukaryota; Viridiplantae; Streptophyta; Magnoliopsida; Poales; Poaceae.
AGUCUAUGGACUCAUAUCGAUUCUACCCAUUUUGAGCCUCCUUUUGGGAAUCACAAUAGAGGUACUCGUAAUUGUGUGGUUAGAAAGAGAAAUAUCUGCAUCGAUACAACAACGUAUUGGUCCUGAAUAUGCUGGCCCCCUAGGACUCACUAGCUAAUUUUGACAUCUUGAGCUGAUUUUCCUAGCAAGGCAAAGCUAUACAAGCAUCCUCCAAGCUUUGAAUCACAACACAUUCUGGCCGUGACCCUACGGCCGACAAGCUCUGCUGCCUGCACUGCACGCGCCACGAGCCCCUGAUUUGAGCGGCGAGUAAUCCUAGGCCACUGCUAGUGAGUGUUACUGGAGUUGGAAACCAAAGGAGGUUAUGGAAGAAGCAUUGAGUGACACAAGACAUUAAUUAUUGCCGAUCUGAUCAGUCUAAGCAUCCCAAACGAGGGAUGGCAGAGUCAGCUGUUAGAACCGUGAUUGGGAGCGUGGGCAAUCUUGCGGUUCAUGAGACCAAAUUCUUAUGCGGGGUUACCGUUGAAGUGGCCUUCUUGAAAGAUGAGCUCAUGCGGCUACAAGCCUACCUCAAAGACGCCGACAACAAAUGGCGAUCAGGAAACGCGAGAGUUGCUAUAUUGGUCACCCAGAUCAGGACUGCAGCGUAUGAGGCUCAGAAUGUCAUCGAAGCUGCAGAUUACAUGGAGAAGAGAAGGAGACUCAAAAAGGGGUUCAUGGGUGCCGUUUCAAGGUAUGCCUGUUUGCCGAGUGAUUUGGCCAACCUUCAUAAAAUCGGUGUUGAAAUUCAACGCGUAAGAAGGAAACUCAGUGAGAUAUUUCAAAGUGCAGAUCAUCUGAGAAUUGAUUUGGAUAAUACUGUUGUGGUGAGCGGCCAAGUUGAGGAUGAGUUUCCACAAGAUUGGGGCCUUAGGCAUCAAAACUAUGAAGAUGAUGUUGUUGUGGUUGGUUUUAUGGAUGAAUACAAGGAAAUAACCGAUAAAUUAGUUCACGAAGGACAAAUACUUAGUGUUGUCUCCAUAGUUGCCAUGGGUGGAGCGGGGAAAACAACACUUGCAAGAAAGGUAUACACUUCAUCUAGAGUUAAACAACACUUCAACACAGUUGCUUGGGUGACCGUAUCUCAGAAAUUCAAUGGUGCUGAUUUACUAAAGGAGAUUAUGAAACAAAUUAUAGGGGAGAAAGAUGAGUUAAUUGACCAAAUGCAGGAGUAUGAGGUGGGAAAGAAAAUCAAUGGAUUUCUGUUGGAACGAAGAUAUUUGGUAGUUCUCGAUGAUGUGUGGGAGGAAGACACAUGGGACCAACUAAAUAGAACGAUCAAAGCCUUUCCGGAUACAAAUAAUGGUAGUAAGGUAUUAUUAACCACACGUAAAGAAAAAGUUGCAAACCAUAUUGAAAUGCCAACCCACGUUCAUGUUUUGAAGGAGUUAGACCAAGAGAAAAGUUGGGAACUUUUUAGUAGCAAAGCUAUACCAACAUACAGAAGGUCCGUCAUAGGUGAUGUGAGUGAUUUGGAACAACUAGGGAGAUUGCUUGCAAGAAAGUGUGAUGGUUUACCACUUGCACUCGCUGUUUUGGGAGGUUACCUAUCAAAGAAUCUAAAUUUGGAAGCAUGGUCGGAGACAUUGUCGUGUUGGCCAUCAACUAGAAACACACAGCUGAUGCACAACAUACUAGCUCGCAGUUACAAGGACAUGACCGACCAUUAUUUAAGAUCUUGUUUCCUCUAUCUUGCUAGUUUUCCUGAGGAUUUCAGGAUAGAUGUAUCUGUUCUUAUUGCACUAUGGAUAGCAGAAGACUUUAUUCCACAAGCCCCAAAACAUGAACAAGAAGAAACUGCACGCAAGUAUGUAGCUGAGCUAGCUCAAAGAAGCCUGUUGCAGGUUACUCGCAGAAGCAUGGCACACGGAUGGAUUGAGCAAAUAGGGGUACAUGAUAUUUUACGUGAUUGGUGUGUAGAAGAGGCAAGACAAGAUGGUUUUCUUGAUGUCAUCGAUAAAAUUUCAGGCCAAGUUGGUGUAGCAUUGACUGAUAUGAUGAUAUCAUAUCGUUCUUCUUAUCAAGAUUACACUGGUCAGAAUUUGCAGGCAACACCAAAUCUUCGAGCUUUAAUUGGCUUUCAACUUCCAUCGAUAUCCCUCCCUAAACUCAGAUUUCUUCGAGUUCUUCACAUCCAAAAUUCAAGGCUAAGAGAUUUCUCUAGUGCAAUUGCUGGAUGCAUUCACCUAAGAUGCCUCAGGUUGAUCAGUUGUGAAGAUGUGACUCUCCCUUCUUCAAUUGGAAAACUCCUUUACUUGCAAACUAUUGAUAUGACAGACACACACUCACUAGUACCAAAAUCUAUGUGGGAUAUCCCUUCUCUAAGGCAUGUUUACCUUUGUGAUGGAUUUUCUCCACCAAGCAGUGUGCAACAACAAAAAGAGCUCCGGACCUUCCGGUUAAAAGAUUCUCUUGCUACAAGUAAAUUCUGCAAUCUUGACAUGGUGAGGUUUUUGGGUCAAAUGACAGAACUAACAACCCUGUCAUUGGUAAUACUUCCAAACAUGCUUGCGGAGAUGAUGAAUAUAUUUGCAAACAUGCCUUGCUUGGUUGAUGUUGAACUCUAUAAACUGAGUGCGUUUGACAAAUUUCCUGAGAGCCAUCAGUUUCCACAAAACAUACGAAGUUUGAGUCUAUAUGCUAACGCCUUCAAACAAGACCCGAUGCCGGCGUUGGAGAAUCUUCAGUGUCUUGUGGUACUAAAGUUGGAAGGGUACAGUGGCCGAAUAAUGUCAUGCUCUGCACGGGGUUUUCCUCGUCUACAAAAUUUGGAGCUUUUUAGUUUUUCUUACACCGAGGAGUGGACAAUUGAAGUAACGACCAUGCCAAAGCUCUCCCACCUGAUACUCGAGGGGUUCCAUAAGAUGAGAAAGCUCCCCGAGGGGUUGCUCCAAAUUCCGUCCCUUAAUCAUCUAGAACUAGAAGAUGUGCCCUUGAUAUCUGUUGGACAUGAUAGCACGUCGAAGGAGCUGCAGAAGAAAGGAUGCGAGGUGACUCUUAUAAAAUAAGACUUUUGCUUCAACGCGCUCUCCUCUUCCAAAGUCAAAAACAUCAAAGGCUAAAGCUGAGAUUGCUCCGUACCCCUGUGUUUGAGUUUGGGGUGGGAGGAGGGGCGCACUGAAGCAUGAACGUCUGGUGGGCAUGGAGCUACCGGAUGCUCAAUUGUUACUUUUCGCUAAUUCUUAAGGCAGUAUAUGAAUGUGUUAUUUCUAGGUUUUGCUUUUCGUUUUCUUUGUUGAAUUUCAGCCUCAUACGCAAGAAGUGUAGUUCUCAGGAUUACAUUGCCGAUCGGCAGAGCUGUAUAUGCAGAGCUGAGGGCAGUUUGUUUGGCUCGAGGAGAAAAGCUCCAUACCAUCUGCAUUUAGGACAGUAUCUGUUGAAUUGAGAAAUUGCGGGCCACGUCUGCCGGCUUCUUUCGUGCCGUUGCUUCUGUGCUUUGCUCGUGGUUUAGUUCUGAAAAGCAAUGUGCUUGGUUUGAGUGUAA